AUGUUUACGCGCCUCUCCCAUCUUGACGACAAAAAGGGAGCGAAGCUCUCUGUCGAGGAGUUGGAAUCUAUCUCUAGUUCCUUCGAUGAGUCCAUCCUCUCUUCCCUCUGUGGCCUGAGCCCCGCCUCUUCCAGCUUGCCUUGGCUCUUCUCUGCUGUUAACGUGCUCACCACUGCUCACUCUGCCGUGAGAUCCUUGAUCUACGAGCUGAAGCCGGACGGUCGCGACAGCCUCUUGUCGUGGUAUCUAGACAACAGCCUGAAGGUCUUAGAUGUCUGCAACCGUAUGUCCUCCAAGAUCGAGCGACUGUGUCUCCACCACCUGGACCAGAGGAUGAUGAUGAACCUUCUUGGCUCGGGGGGCAACCCCUCGAAGGAGGACAUUCACCAAGCGAGGGAUUUACUCGCAAACUCGGAAGGCGAGGGCAUGGCCGACAUCGAGGAGCUGAUUAGAGACUUGGCCACAAGCAUUGUAAUGUCGGCUAUGCGAAGGAAGGACUUGCCGGUCGACAGGGUCGUUCGCCGUGCGGUCCAAGCUGUCAAUUUCUUGACGGCAUUCAUUGCCGGAGUCAUAUAUUCGGCCUUGUGCUCCUCCUCUAGGGCGAUUGCCUGCGUAUACGUCCCAGAGGAGUUCCCUUGGGGCGACUCUGUCCGUGCAAUCGAGUCGACAAUUGUCGUGGAGUCGAGACGUGGCGAGGAAACGGACAAGAAGACACGGGUCUUGGAAGAGCUUAAUGAUGUGGAGGCGCGUGGGAGGCAUGUGUUGGAGGCGAUUGACGAGGUGGUGGCAUCAGGAGGCGAUGGAGAGGUCGUGGGGAGGCUAAGGGAGGCAGCGGUUGGGCUGGAGAAGGCCACCGGGCAGAUGUUGAAAGGGUUAUACCAUCUAAGGGAUGGGGUGAACGAGCUGUUCCUGACAGUAACGAGGAUAAGGAAGGAGAUGGUAAACGAGUUUAGGGUGAGUCUGUGGAAUGAAUCGUUGCCUUAG
Eucalyptus grandis is the source of this 984-nucleotide messenger RNA. RefSeq lists its product as uncharacterized. Lineage: Eukaryota; Viridiplantae; Streptophyta; Magnoliopsida; Myrtales; Myrtaceae. The record is from RefSeq and is a predicted model, not a curated record. Bases 1 to 984 code for a protein of 327 amino acids. The transcript has a single exon.